Neltuma alba is the source of this 389-nucleotide messenger RNA. Its product is annotated as kinesin-like protein KIN-7N. The annotation marks the transcript as partial. The record is from RefSeq and is a predicted model, not a curated record. The transcript has 3 exons. NCBI's taxonomy places the organism in Eukaryota, Viridiplantae, Streptophyta, Magnoliopsida, Fabales, Fabaceae. Gene Ontology annotation, biological process: microtubule-based movement. Gene Ontology annotation, molecular function: microtubule binding; ATP binding; microtubule motor activity.
GAGGUAACCCAGGAUCGUGGAUAGAUCUUUGAUAAAAUGGAGAAGAUCUGCGUCGCAGUCCGAGUUCGGCCUCGGAUUUCAGAGGAUUCCUUCUGUGGUAAUUUCUGGAAGGCUGAAGAGAAUCGCAUUUCUCUUCACAAGGUUCAUGGCACUCCUUUGUCUGCCUAUUCUUAUGCUUUUGACCACAUAUUUGAUGAAAGCAGCACAAAUGCUAGUGUCUACGACCUCCUUACUAAGGAUAUUAUAAAUGCUGCUGUGGAAGGUUUCAAUGGAACUGCGUUUGCUUAUGGGCAGACCAGUAGUGGCAAGACUUACACUAUGAAUGGCUCAGAAACAGAUCCGGGGCUAAUUCCUCGUGCAGUUGAAGAUAUAUUUCGCAAAUUCAGAUG